Molecule: messenger RNA, 2306 nt
Organism: Triticum dicoccoides
Lineage: Eukaryota; Viridiplantae; Streptophyta; Magnoliopsida; Poales; Poaceae
Product: mitogen-activated protein kinase kinase kinase 1-like
Exons: 9
Coding region: 196-1995 (599 amino acids)
Biological process (GO): MAPK cascade; protein phosphorylation
Cellular component (GO): cytoplasm
Molecular function (GO): MAP kinase kinase kinase activity; ATP binding
Source: RefSeq, a predicted model, not a curated record
CACUCCCACCCCCACCUCGCCCACCGAAAAAACCCAACCUCGCGGCCGAAAAAAAUAUCCGCACCUCGCUCGCCUUGCCGUCUCCUCUCCUGCGCCACUCCCAAAGCCGAGCCAGAGAGCCCUCAUCUCCUUCCCCCCUCGCCUUUUCCCCCUUCCCCGGAGCGCCGCGCCGCGCCCCAUGAGCAGGCGCCGCUGAUGGGCCGGCCGUCCCAGGACACCGCGACGUCCACCUCGCCGUCCGGCUCGUGCCGCUCGUCCAAGCGCGGCGGCCCGCGGCUGGACCGCCGCAACGCGUCCAAGAACAUCGGCUACGAGUACGACCCCGCCAAGCUCUUCUGCAGCUACCCGCCGUCCCCGCCCCGGGCCUCCUCGGCCUCCGCCUCCGGCUCCGCCGCGCCCUCGCUCGCCAGCUCCUCCGCCUGCUCCGUCGACCUCAGCAGCUUCCGCAUCGGCGGCAGCGGCGACGGCGGCGGCGACGUCCAGCUCCUCUGCCGCAACCUCGGCCUCUCCGGCCCCGAGGACUUCGCCAUCUCCCUCACCGACUGGGAGGCGCACAAGGCCUUCCGCUCCUCCGCCUCCUCCUCCGCCUCCAGCUCCCCUUCCGCGCGCUCGCAGCCCGACCGCCCCGUGCGGGAGUCCCCACUCCGCCACGAGGCCGCCGAGGAGCCGGCCUUGCCCGAGGCCGCUGAUUUCGAGCUCCCGGCCAAGGAAACUGCCAGGGACGUGCCGGUUGAGGCGCCAGUGCGGCCGGCAUGGUUGGAUCCACCGGAGCCAGCCCGUCCGGAUGUGAAGAAACCAGGCUGCGAGGGAGGGAUUAAGGGUGUGCGCCCUCCGCCGGUGAUGCUCAAGCCACCGCCGUCGAUGGCGCUGCCGCCCGCCGCCCAGGUUGGUUCCACGUGGGAUCUCCUGCUGUCUUUCGCGCCAGAGGAGCAAGGGCAACCACAGGCAAUCAGAUCUGUCCCUGAUUUUGGAGACCCGGAUGCCGAGGACGACGAGGAUGCGGCGGAAGUGUUGACGUUGGAAGAUCUCAGGCUGGGGGAGAGCUCCGAGGAAUUCACAGGCACAUCCUCGAUAUCGACCACAAACGACGAUGAGACAACCGAGUCUAUGUUCUACAUCUCGCCCAACGGGAGGUUUAAGAAGAAGAUCCGGUCGUGGAGUCGAGGUGUGCUCUUGGGGAGUGGCUCCUUUGGGACCGUCUAUGAGGGGAUCAGCGACGAGGGUGUCUUUUUUGCUGUCAAAGAAGUGUCCUUACAUGAUCAAGGAAGCAACGCACAGCAGUGUAUUUUCCAACUUGAGCAGGAAAUUGCACUCUUGAGUCAGUUUGAACAUGAGAAUAUAGUACACUACUUCGGAACUGACAAAGAGGACUCGAAACUUUACAUCUUCCUUGAACUAGUGACCCAAGGAUCUCUUGUAUCUUUGUAUCAGAAGUACCGCCUACGAGAUACUCAUGUUUCGGCAUACACAAGACAAAUACUUAAUGGAUUGAAUUACCUCCAUGAGAGGAAUAUUGUUCAUAGAGAUAUUAAAUGUGCCAACAUACUGGUGCAUGCGAAUGGAUCCGUGAAGCUUGCGGACUUUGGGCUUGCUAAGCAGACCUCCAAACUCAAUGUGCUAAAAUCAUGCAAAGGAACUGUAUAUUGGAUGGCACCUGAGGUCGUCAAUCCCAAGAAGACAUAUGGACCUGCAGCUGAUAUAUGGAGUUUGGGUUGCACGGUCUUAGAGAUGUUGACACGUCAACUUCCCUAUCCUGAUCUGGAGUGGACACAAGCCCUUUACAGGAUUGGCAAGGGGGAGCCACCAGCAAUUCCUAGUGGCCUUUCGAAGGAAGCUCGUGAUUUCAUUAGCCAGUGUGUAAAACCGAAUCCAGAAGACAGACCAUCCGCAGCCAAACUUUUGGACCAUCCUUUUGUGAAUAGAUCUAUGCGAUCUAUACGGUCGAUGAGGACAUAUACACGCCCAAAUUCUUCUACACGUGGCACGAGCGGAUAGAGCUGUGGACAACUCCAGCAUAUCGGCAGAAUUAUAUUAGUCCUCGCUAAUCAUGUGGAGCUGGCUGGAAAAAAGGACGAUCCUUGUAAACAAAGUUGUCAACCAGCAUCUCUUGUGUUUUGUUAGUUGAUUCUUUUCUUUACCGAAUUCUGGUGAUCCGGCUAAUAUUAUCCUGCCCGGGGAGUAGAGUAAAUGUGCAUCUGAGCCUAGUGUAAAGUAGGAGAGGACACGAUGUAAAUACGCAUGGUGACUUACUGCCUUGAUGUCAAUGUCAUGGUGCUGAAUGAGAGAGAUUCCACUGGUUGUUCCAA